This is a messenger RNA of Drosophila grimshawi, 3215 nucleotides long. RefSeq names its product dopamine D2-like receptor (gene 5-HT2B). NCBI's taxonomy places the organism in Eukaryota, Metazoa, Arthropoda, Insecta, Diptera, Drosophilidae. The transcript has 6 exons. The coding region runs from base 99 to 2888 and encodes 929 amino acids. The record is from RefSeq and is a predicted model, not a curated record. Gene Ontology annotation, biological process: chemical synaptic transmission; G protein-coupled receptor signaling pathway, coupled to cyclic nucleotide second messenger. Gene Ontology annotation, cellular component: membrane; dendrite. Gene Ontology annotation, molecular function: G protein-coupled serotonin receptor activity; neurotransmitter receptor activity.
UCUGGCUAAUUAGUAUGCAACACAAGCAACAGCAGCAACAGCAGCAGCUGGUAGAAACCAAGUAGAGCAUAGAAAAAUAUAUAAUUCACUUGGCGAACAUGGAGGAGGAUGUUUAUGCAACGAUAAACUACAAUGAUAGCGAAGGCGGCAGUGGCAGUGGCAGCGAAGAUGGCACCGAGGAUGACGAUAGCUGGAGCAGUCUAGAGAGGAGUGUGGAACAGCUGCAGCAUUGGCUGAUCUGGCAGCUGCCCGAUCCGGCCAACUACAGUCAACACCAGCAGUUGGCCAAUCGGAAUCUCAGCAAUGAGACCACAAUGUCAACGUCGGCACCCAACAACCAAACGGAGCCAUCACUCGAUGCCAACAAUUACUGGGCACUCCUGGCCCUUGUCCUGGUCGUUGGCACUGCGGCUGGCAAUAUUCUGGUCUGUCUGGCCAUUGCCUGGGAGCGUCGAUUGCAGAAUGUGACCAACUAUUUUCUCAUGUCGCUGGCCAUCACGGACUUAAUGGUUGCCGUGCUCGUCAUGCCACUGGGCAUCCUAACGCUGGUUAAAGGCCACUUUCCGUUGAGCUCGGAACACUGUCUGACGUGGAUAUGCCUGGAUGUGUUGUUUUGCACGGCAAGCAUAAUGCAUCUGUGCACGAUAUCCGUGGAUCGGUAUUUGUCGCUGCGGUAUCCAAUGCGAUUUGGGCGCAACAAGACUCGCCGUAGAGUCACACUCAAAAUUGUCUUUGUCUGGCUGCUGAGCAUUGCGAUGAGUCUGCCCCUCAGCCUGAUGUACUCCAAGGAUCAUGCCUCGGUGCUGGUGAAUGGCACUUGCCAAAUACCGGAUCCGGUUUACAAGCUAGUCGGCUCUAUUGUUUGCUUCUACAUACCGCUGGGCGUGAUGUUGCUCACCUAUUGCCUCACUGUGCGCCUCCUGGCCAGACAACGGCAGAAUCUGGGCGGUGGCCAACCAACGGCAGCAGCCACUCCAGGCUGGGCAAGCGGCUGGUUGGGCCAGGCGCCCGCUUUGGAGCGUCGCUGCACUUGGCGGCGUCUGUUGAAACCGGGACAGAGCCCCGCCUCUUCGGUGCUGCACGCCCACUCAGCGAACUCGACGGACACAGAUCUCAGCACGUUGGACAAUCACGAACUCUGGCUGCCCGACUCCAGCAUACCGGAGCCGACGCCAACGACGAUGACGGCUUUGCAUCAGUUUGGUGCCGAGAUGCUGAAAUUAUCACGUGGUCUGGAAUCCGUUGCAUCGUCAUCGACAACGGGCUCGCCUACCAAAUCCGAAUUUUCCAUUUCAAAUCAUCUGCCGUACUCGAGCAGUCCACAGCGCUAUGCAGCAGCACAUCAGCAGCAGCAGCAACAGCAGCAACAGCAGCAUCAACAUUUGCAGCAACAGCAACAAAAUCAGCUGCCAAACUUGCAACAGACAUCGCCCAAAAAAACCACAAACCUGGGCCUGUCAACCACAACGCUGGGAUUGGAGCGCGAAAGCACCCGCAACUCCUUGGCCAGCAGCCGCAUGGGCGAACAGAGCGAUGGGACCCUUUCACAGUUGUCACAAAGGCUGCGCGCCUACAAGAAACGACGACGCGCCUCCUCAGCAGUUUCUGGCCGGGAACAACGCGCUGGCAGCGAGGAUGCCGAGGAUGAGGAACAGGACUCACUGCGAAGACGCAAACGCUACAAUAGUUUGCCAAAAAAUGCACUCUACACACAGCACAAGACGCUGCACGAGAGCCAGGACGACGAUUAUGAUGAUGAUGUCGUCGACGACGAUGACGACGACGACGACGAGGACGAGGAGAAGCCAUCGAAAUCGUCGUCCAUUAGCAAGGGUUGUCACUCGGACACAGAGGUUGACCAUCAGCAGCAGCAACAGCAGCAGCCGGUCAAGCAAUGCCGCGUGACCGUCAGUCCAAGUCAUCAGUCGGAUUAUCUGCAGCUGCCGUCUGUGUGCACCUGCCCCUACUUCGGGGAUCGUCCGCUGCCGAGCUGCGUGAAGACCGCCGAAGUUAAGAUUAUAUCGUCCGCUUUCAAGGUGACCACCACGACGACAACAACGGCAACGGCGGUGAGUAGUUCGCCCAGUGAAAUGGAACUACUACUCUGCAGCAGUGCCGCUGGCAACAAGGGCAAUGCGCUGACGAACAGCCUUAGCGUCGGCCUAGCAGCAGGCGGUGCAAGUGCAGCUGGUGGUGCCACCGCGAACACCCUGUCGCCGAGCAGUGGAUUCUUAGCAGCACCCGGCACACCCUGUCCGGGUCGACGCAAACUGAGCAUAUCGAAGACCGCCUCGGUUAUUACCUGGGAGGCCAGUCGUCAUCGUCGACGAGGUAGUAGCUUUGGCGGUGUACGCACCUCUCUGCUCCUCACCCCCACAAAGACGGCAUCAUGUACGACGACAACGACGACGACGCCGCUGCGACGCUCGGCAACCCUACGCAGUCAUCAGAAUAUGAAUUAUCAGGGCGCUGGAGAGGCAGGAAGUAAAUCCAGAACGCCACAAUCCUCACCGUGCCUGCUGCAGCGACAGCAAACAGUGCGAUCCCAUCAUUCCCGCAACUCUAGCGUCAUCUCGAGAAACUCCUCCCGCCAUGGACGGAUCAUCCGGCUGGAGCAGAAGGCAACCAAGGUGCUGGGUGUGGUCUUCUUCACAUUUGUCAUACUUUGGUCACCGUUUUUUGUGCUCAAUCUGUUGCCGACGGUGUGCGGGGAGUGCGAGGAGAGGAUAAGUCAUUGGGUAUUCGAUGUUGUCACCUGGCUGGGCUAUGCCAGCUCCAUGGUGAAUCCCAUUUUCUACACCAUAUUCAAUAAAGUAUUCCGACAGGCCUUCAAGAAGGUACUCCUCUGCCGCUAUUCCAGCAACAGUGCUUGGCGGCCGAGUAGAUAGCAGACGCCGGUUAAGUCCGGCAAGCUGAAAACAAAUUCGAAUCCACUUAAAAAUCUCAAACCGCCACCCAUCAAGUGUGCCAGCUUUGAUUUCGAGCAGCGCUCAACGGUCGUCAUCGGUAGUGCCAGUGGUGGUUGUGGUGGUGGUGGUGUCCUCAAGAGGCAUUCGAACAGCAGCUCAACGGCAAACUUAUAAACCAGUCCAAUUUUCUAUGUGCUCGAGCUUGUGGUGUACCCCACAGCAGCACCACCCAAAAUCAAAUGCUCAGAGGUUGGUGUAUGUGCGUAUUGUGGUUUGUGUGUGUGAAUGUGUGUGUGCACACAGAAA